AUGUCGAGCCCGCCGCUACACGCUUCAAAGGAACCCCAGAAGACUUCUGCAACUCAUUGUGAUCCAGAUCAGCCUUCAACGACUUAUUACAUCCCUGGAGAGGCUCGUUUCCUUGAUUCGUCUUCUGAUCAGCAAUCUGCUCUUGUACCUUUUUCAUAUGGUCAAAUCUCUUAUGAGGUAGAAGAUCCAGCAGGUACUUUCAAUUAUUCCUUUAAUCCCCGUCAUUCAAUGUCCAAAUACCUUGAAGAUGUGGACAGUCAAGGUUCGGGAAUGCUCGAUGCUCCCUUGGAAACUCUUAGUUUUCCUGCUCCUGCAUCCGUCCCAUCGAAUUUCUCUUAUCUAACAGGUCCCAUGUCUAAAGAGACUUUGAUUUCGGAUAGCUGUUCUCCACCAGAUGGUGCGCAGUUCUCUCCUCCUGAGUAUAAUCCUGAACUGAUGCCACUUUCUGCUCCUAUGUCUUCUGAAAGUCAGUAUAUUCCUUCACCUUCUGAACAUAGUGAAGAAUUAGCAGAUUCUCAUAUUGUUGUGGGGCAACCCGCCGUUAAUGCCACUCUCAAAGAUGUGGAAGGCGUACGAUAUGAGAGUCCAAAAAACCACGACGAAAGCUGGAUUAUGAGAGCUUUCUAUUCAAGUUCUGAAGACUUUAAUUCUCCUGAAGAGUGGGAUGUGAGGAAAUCUACAGAAGUUGAAGACAACACUCAGUUAGGAACGGAUGAGUCAGACGGGCGGGCGUCUCUAGUUGAUAAACUUUUUGCGAUGUUAGAACGAGCCGAAGAAUCCGGAGAGGAUGAGGAGACUGACGAAAAUGACGUCACUUUGGUUAGGGACUCUCAGCCAACACCAGAACCUACGGCAGAACAUUUACCAGGUCAUUUUCCUCUUCACUAUAGACAAACUUCUCCAAUCCAAGAUGUUCCAACUGCGAUUCCGGCGUAUCUUUCACGUCAGAUUCCCACAGAAUACGCUGCAGAUUCGUUUCAUUCCCAAAACACUUACGGGCUGCCUCAAAUUCCGUAUCUUGCGCCAUCCGAAUUGAUUCUGCAGCAGCGUCAAGAGCAGUUGCCUAUCAUAGAAUCAUCGUCAUCAGCACCUGCUCCGGCCCCUCCUAUGGUCUACACGCAGCCAUCUCUGCAAACCGCAUCUCCACCUCCGCCUUCUUACGCUGUGCCUCCAACCCAUCAAUUUCACCAACCGCCACAUCAAUACUUCCGUCCCAUACCAACAGACUACCUUUCACAACCUCAGAUGGACGUCAAUAUCUCCUACUCGCAGAUUGAACCCUCUUUCCAAGACCUUCCUGGAGCGUGGAACGUCGCUCCUUAUCGACUGCCAGGUCAGCCCGUAACCUACCUACCUCCUAGACAGUUUGUGGAUACACUGCAAUCAGAGGAAUUUGUUCCUCAGGAACCAGAAAGCGUUCUAGAUAUCUCGCAGGCGCAAAAAGCAGCAUCGGAGGCAUCAUCAGCUUCAGAGGAAAGUGAGAGCGCAACAGAUCCGGACGUUUGGGAAUCAGUGUCCGUGCGACGGUGUCCUCAACAGGAUGAAAUGCAGGAAGAGGAAGAAGGGGAAGUUCGGGAAGAACCUAGACCCAAAGGCCCACCAUUCGAGCAAAAAGGACCAACAUUUAACAAGGAUGUAAAGCCAGUUCCUCCUCCUCCGCCAUCUUCUCCUGUGAGCGUCUUGAGAGAAAAACAGCUAGAAGCAAUGGAUCCACAGAGCUUCGUUCAGCAAUUUGAGCGGGAAAUCGAUCAUUUGGAAGAUGUCAGCAUUCGUGAGAUAUCCGAUUAUGAUAGGCAACAGGAGCUAAAUGAGCUUAGACAGAAAAUGUGCGACCGAUUCCAAAGACUUUACCCAAAUUUGUUCAGUGAUGAGGAUGAAGAGACAACCGAUGUGGAACCAAAAUCUUCUGAGGAGGAAGACGAAACAGGAGAUCCUCCGGAUGGAGAAGUUAUACGGAAUGGGAUACAACUAACCGCCAGAUACCUCGCCCUAUGGUUCCCUGAUGAAAAAGAGCGAAAAGAGAUGAUUCCAUGGAACAUUUUGAGAAAAAUUAAAGCAAUUCGUCUUUGUUUUCUGGAUAAUCGCGUAGGUCAUGGCGAAUACGAAACCUUCAAUAUUGGUGAAUUCGUGACUACCACUGGUCAUAUGAUGUUCGCAUACGGUGAUGGUCCAGAAGCCCUGGAUGAAACAAGGCUAUUUGUGCUCGAUAUUGUUCGUCAACAGAUGAAUAUGCUCCUACGACGUGUAUGGUACCAAAUAGUACAGAAACAAGAACGGAGGGUUUUCACUUAUUCUCACAUCUUCUCACUCUACAAAAAGCAUCCGAUCCGUUUACGAAGACUAGUCCGAUACCUUGUGGAACAAAAUAGGAAACGCCAUAUGUUGUACCGAGUAAUGAUCGAUCAGGGUCGUCGAAGGGGUCAGAAUUAUUUCGAGAAUCGAAUGGGUGUGAACGAAACUGGGGCCACGGAAGUGAUAUGCUUGAGGAAAAGGGCACCUCACAUUUACUACGCACUGGAAGAGCUCUAUAAGGAUAAGCUUGAAUUCCUGUGUGAAGAGCGUCGACUACAAGACUGCGAUCCAGAACUUGCCGAAAUUAAAAUGUUCUUAAAGCGGCGGAAUCGACAUUUAUCAGCUGAGAACAAGGAGUUACUGGAUUAUGCCAGACGAGUGUCUUACUGCAGUAGAACAGGACGAUUGUCAUCCUUCCGAGCUCAUCGAUUCCAUGAAUUCCUAGGAUUUCCAGAUUUACAAACUGAUCUCAUUUAUGUGCUGGACUUUAUGGCAAGAGAAAUUGUUAUGGAGGUUACUUACAAGGCUGCUUUGGUUCACAAACGCGAACAGCAAGACCCGUUGAUAGCUUACGCGCCUGGUUUUAUGCAUAAACCCAUUUCCAAAACGGAAGCUGUUACUGAAAGCCUUGGAUUACAUCAUUACGAAGAGGCUUUGCGCUCGAUGGAGGGAUGGCGUCAGAAUCAAGACAUCCUUUUUGGUGCUGAAGAGAACAAAAUACUACUGUCAUACGGGAAGAAUCCAAUCAAAUGGGAAAGCGAUGGGGCUUACAAUCAACGAGAAGCUGCUGAACGUCGAGAUUUCGAGAAAGAUGGACCUAUACCGAGAAGAACCCUCUAUCUGUCCUGUGCUGAAUUGUUCGAAGAACACAAAAAAGUACUGCGUGGAGAAUACUGGGAUAGUUCACCGGAAGAUCUCACAAAAGAAGCGAUAGCACUGGCAAAUGCGUACGCAGAAGCGCGUCGUCUCAAAUUGGACCUCAAACAACCUCCAGUUCCACCCAAAUGGAAACAGCAAGACGAGAGAGAUAUUGCUGACGAGCGAGAACGUCUUGAAAAGUUGCGCAGCAUUAAUCGACAACAUCAAGAAGAAAUGCGACUUACGGAGCAACUGGUUAAAUUGAUGGCAAAAAGCAACAUUAACGAUAGCUGCGAAAGUUCCUCAGUGGUGACUCAAAAAACGAAUCUCGACGAAAUAUUCGACUUGGAGAAGGCUCGCAAAGCUGUUUAUACGGCUGUACGUCGUCGUAAGGCAGUAGCUGAUACUCAGCAAAGAGGUUCAACGCAAAGUAACAUUAGCUCUAGGAAAAUCGAAUCUAAUAAGGACUAA
Molecule: messenger RNA, 3621 nt
Organism: Necator americanus (New World hookworm)
Lineage: Eukaryota; Metazoa; Nematoda; Chromadorea; Rhabditida; Ancylostomatidae
Exons: 10
Coding region: 1-3621 (1206 amino acids)
Biological process (GO): transcription by RNA polymerase II
Molecular function (GO): transcription coactivator activity
Source: RefSeq, a predicted model, not a curated record